This is a messenger RNA of Tribolium castaneum (red flour beetle), 2009 nucleotides long. RefSeq lists its product as uncharacterized. Gene Ontology annotation, biological process: cell differentiation; multicellular organism development. The transcript is spliced from 8 exons. The coding region runs from base 135 to 1631 and encodes 498 amino acids. Gene Ontology annotation, molecular function: protein binding. The record is from RefSeq and is a predicted model, not a curated record. Lineage: Eukaryota; Metazoa; Arthropoda; Insecta; Coleoptera; Tenebrionidae.
UGCCGAGUGGCACUGGAACACGCCGGUUAUAUGUAGAAGAGGUGGUCCAAUAUAGGCCAGUCUGUGUGUUUCCUUUGCAGACCGCGUUGGUUUCAUUACUGUGCAGUGUUCAGUGUCUUCUUGCACGGACUUUGAUGAUGGAUCUCCGACUCGUCGCUGCUUCUCUCAUCCUAGCCGCCGUUUUGCCAGCUCUGACUGCGCUGCGGGAUUCUUCAUGUCCAAGAAUCUGCACGACACACGGAUACGGCGAUCCAGUUUGUGGCAGCGACGGCAUUAUCUACCCAAACAUAUGCGAGUUGAGGAAGAAAACCUGCGGCAAAGGAGUCAAACUCUCACCAGAUCCCAAUCUCUGCAAGAGAUCUUCGGGCUCCAAAUGCGAGCACAGGUGCGGGAGCGAGAAGGAUCUGGUGUGCGGCACAGACGGAAGGACGUAUCUGAAUCGGUGUAUGCUGGAGGUGGAAAUAUGCAGGCUGGGAAUUGCGUUGUCGCACUUGGGGCCGUGCAAUAACAUAAGCGCCCACAGGGAGAACUGCCCGGUGGACUGCAAGCAGGCCCCCCAGGAUGGGCCCAUUUGCGGCAGCGACGGCAACGUCUACAAGAGCACUUGCCAGAUGAAACUACUUACAUGCGGACAAGGAGUAGUGCGGACUGACAAGAAAUACUGCCAAACGACACGACAUUGCCGCGAGUCUUGUUGGAGAAACGCGAGACCUACUUGCGGCUCAGAUGGGAAGAUUUAUGCGAACGUUUGUCGAAUGAAGUCGAAGAAUUGCGGCAAACAUGUAUUCGAGGUCCCAAUGGCGUACUGCGCGAGUCAAGAAAGGACAUCGCACAGCUUCGGAUGUCCUCUAGGAUGCGGCAAUGAAAUCGAAAAGCCCAUCUGCGGCUCCGAUGGUUAUGUGUACCGACACGAAUGCGAGAUGAAAUUGCUCAAUUGCGGGUCGAACAGGAGGGUGACGAAAGUCGAUUUCGAGAAGUGCAAAAGCAAGCUGUCCAAAUGCCUCAAGAUGAAGUGCCCCAACGACGUCGACCCCGUUUGUGGGACAGACGCCCGGACUUACACCAAUCAAUGUCAAUUAAAUUUGGCCACGUGUUUGAAAGGGGUUCAGUUUGCUCACGUCGGAAAUUGUACAGCGCUCAAAGAACAAGUUCCAUGCCCUACAAAUUGUGAUAAUGAGAAUGAAGAACCAGUCUGCGGAUCUGAUGGCAAUGUUUACAAGUCAAUGUGCCAUUUGAGGAAGGAGACCUGUGGCCAGCUAGUAACAGAAGUGCCUUUGCACCACUGCCGCACCACCGCCUUGUGCAACGAAAAAUGCCCCGAAGACAAGAAUUUCGUUUGUGGUUCAGAUAACAAAAUCUACAGAAGUGAAUGUGAAAUGAAGCGCGAUAACUGCGGUAAACAUAUAUUUGUCGUGCCAAUGAAGAGAUGUCUAUCUGGAUUCCUGUUUCGAGGAUGUCAAAAAAUCUGUCCGACUUAUUAUGACCCUGUAUGCGGCUCCGACAACAUGACAUACAGCAACACCUGCUUCUUGGAAAUCGAAAAUUGUAGAUCUAGAUCACUUGUUACCAUGAGACAUAUGGGAACGUGCGCUGAACCAAUUAACGAGAUACCGAAAAAUUACUUGUACUGAUUUACUCUCGUUCUUGUUGUUUUUAGGUUCAAUAAAUUUCCGGAUUGUUAGAGAUUAAUUUCGAAUGUUUAUCUAAGUGUGGAGAUUAGUUAGAACUUAUUUAUGAAUUUCUUGCCUGUGUAAAAAUAUCUUUGUAAUAUUUUACUGUUAGGUAUUACAAUUCGCGCGUCUUGCGGUUUUAUUUAUUUAUUUAAGUCUUAAGUUUAUUAAAAUUGUGCCAAUUGCCAAUUUAGCGUAGAAAUACGAGUUUUAUUACUUCUCUUGCGUAAAAUAUUUAUUUAUUAUGGUCCGUAAUUGUAGCCGAGCUGUGUUUUGUAUUUAUUUUAUACGAUAUAUGCAUUUUACAAAUGUAGAAACAAUAAAUUUAGUAUAAAACAA